CCCUUACAGACUUCGGCCAUCUUGGUUUACGACUUCAGAGCUGAGUACCUGCAACUGGCAACGAAGUACCAGUUAUAAACAGGGGUCUUUUUUGCAUGAGCAUGCGCGACCGCUGAACAAGCGAUGUGCAUGGAGGCUCACCACAGGGUUUGCCUUCAUCAAAAUGGCGCGUCUCAAAGCUAUCAUACCGAUUAUUUUGCUCGUUGGUCUUGGCGAAUGUGCUCGUGAUUUAACAAAAUGUGUAGUUUGCAAAAAAAACUCUAACAUGGUCUUAACAAAAGCGAAGUAGACCGGCUUUAACAUACACGAGCUACUAUCAAAUUUCAUCUCCCCAUUUGACCUGGACAACAGCGCGCGAAUAUGUAGUGCCUGGAGGAUUGCGCUGGCCUCAUCAAAGUCUAAACAAAGUGCAGCAAUGUUUGUUGAUGCAAGUAAAAACUUUGAGUUUUCUUUGUUUUGAAAUCGGAAAGGAAGAGAAAUAUUAAAAACAAAAACAAAAAAAUUCAGCGAGUGGGUUCGAAGUGCGCGAAAACCGAUGUUCAGUUCAGCAGUGAAUUAAUAUAUGUUCUACAAUUUUCCCAGCACUUUAAAGCUACAAAAUUAAGAGCACACGAGACGUAGAUUAGUCACCUGGUGAGAUGUUGGUGGUAGUCACUCUGUAUGUCUCGAACAAUAAAAAAAAUGAAUAUCAAUGAGACACAGUCAAAACUGCAUUCAAUAGGACCGAAAUUAAAGUCCAAUAUUGUGACCGAUUUUGAUGAAACAAACGGUUAGGUUUCCAAAGAGGUACAGUAAACAUGUGAUGCCGACCAAAAGUUAAAAAUCAUUAGAACAUUUAAGUUCUGGCUAAAAGCAAAUUUCUGUAAAAGAUGCGUUACAAUGUUAGUCCACGCAAGAACAAGAAGUUCUACAAUUUUCCUAUAAACAAACUUUGUAUCGCUAAAAUACCUAAGGCAAAAACUUUCUAUUUCAACUGAAAACGGCGUGGUAGUCGCCCGCUGAUCGUUAUUAAUCCACUCCCGAAAUAUGGCUAAAUCAGCUAUUAACAAAUAAUUGACAGAAUUCCUCUACGGCAUCGAGAAACUGAUUUACAUCCGAUUUAUAGACAAACACUAAAUAAAGAACAUUUUGCUCAGUAGCUACGCAUCAGCAAUGCAUUCUAUGCCAAACUUUGCGGUUCUUAAAGGGGAAUCAAGACACGAGUCGAGCGCCAAACAACAACAAGCAGCCAUGUUCGUGUCAGACAUCCUUGAGUAACUUGCUCUUUCACCUCGUUCAGCGCAUCAGUCUCCACUUUAAAUCAACAGAUCUUUACUUAUUUUGUACAACGAAGGUCUUUCCUAAGUUCCUGCUACCAUUUCAAUCUCUAGCAAGCUUUCAAAGUGAACAAUUUGGUUCCUAUGACUAUGCAGCACUGUCGCUGUCACUGGUCGCGUGCUCUUUGACAAGUCAGCGGUCGCGCAUGCUCAUGCAAAAAAGACCCCUGUUCCAGUUAUAUGCAGUAGACGAAAUUGUCGCGUUCCACAGGGAUCGAUGUUAAACAAUCAUGACUCAUUUGGCUGAUAAAUUUGCAAGUUUAUCGUUAAAGGAAAUAAACAAAAUCCAGGAACAAGUCUGUUCUGCAAUCAGCGCUCUUCACAGUGGAAAAGACCUGUUAUCAAUAAAGAAGAAUGUUCAAUACAUCUUGGAGCAAGUCAACAAGAACCUAGAUUUGAUCAAGGCCUCAUGCAAGGAAGAAGGUACUAAUCGACACUUGGCGGGAAACGGAUUUUAUACACUGUCUCCUGGUUGGAUCAUGCCCGAGGCGGGGGGGGGGGUACUCCUGGGAAUUCUUGGCGAGGGUGCAGUGAUGCCAACUCUCCUGCUUUUGGCGAGAGACUUACGCUUUUUUGCCUCGUCUCCCGCUCUCUCGCUUUUUACGUCCACUGUAAAUAUUGAAUACUUAGUAAAAAAUAAAACAGACUUAAUUUGAGAUUUAGCCCAUUUUUAGCUCAAAACCUUAAUUUUUCUUAUUCGCAGUACGGUUUCUGGGGCAUUUUGCUCGUAUUUAGUCAUUGACAAAGAUUAUACGAUGAUUUCGAAUUUUGAUCGCACGGUACAUCAUGUAAGACGUCAUAUAAUGUCCUAAGUCAUUCCGAUUGGGGGCUGGGUCAAUUUUUCGGGGAGGGGGGGGGUCGUUGAAAUUCCGGGGGGUAGUGAAAAAAAGACAGUCUCCCGAUUUUAGGUCUCCAGAGGUUGGCAUCUCUGAGGGUGUGCCGCCCGGUUCUCCAAAUCCUGACACUAUUUCAGGCAAAAAAAUGCCACUUUUCACACCCUUAUUUAGACCUGGUCUUUAAGAAAUUAUGUCAUUAUUACUUAAAUUAGAACAACAACAAAAAUCCAUUUUGAAUUUGCAUAUUUCUCUUUCUUUGUUACUCAUUUGGAAUUGAAACGAUAAAUGCAUUCAUGCACUCCUGUAGUUCCUUCGAAAACCAUACCCGAUUCCAGACCAAAAUAGGCAAAGUGUAUACCCGUUUUCAGACCAAAAUGGCACAAAAAUCCUAACAUAAGGGAGUACCCCUCGUGGGAUCAUGGAAGUUUCUCCCACCAUUUUUAUACAAUGGUCCCUUGGGCAGGGUUGGGGGGGGAGUGUAAGCCCAGGGUCAGCCCAUCAGGUUUAAGUGGCUUUAAAUUACACGUAAAUCAUACAUUCAUAUCACAACAAUCUGUAGUGUUUCAUUCAUUUAUUAGUCAUUAUUUUGCUGCAAUAUAUCAUGUUCUAAAAAGGUAUCCAGAGAUUGAACUUGUGAUAGCCAGGUAAAUUCCUUAUCCUUUCCAGAGGAGAGGGGAUGAGGGCUUUGUCUUUGUCGAAAUUUUAAAAAGGGGGAUAGGGAUGCAUUGUAAAGAAACUAUUACAGUUCUGCAAUUUCUCAGUUAACUUUUCGUGUAUUGAAUACCUAUACAUCGCCAUUCACAAUUAAGUGAUCCACAUUCAACAUUUUAAGACUAACUGACCUGACAAAUCGUGAAGGCAAGGUGGUCUACUCUGUAAGAGCGGUUGGAAGGUCGGUGCAUAGGUUACCUGGUCCCUGGUCUCUCCACCAUCGUCACCGUCAUGUUCCUGACAUUAAAAAAGAAACUUAAGGUGACUCUGUCAUUAAUACUGGACCAUUUGGCUGUGACAAAUUUUCCAUCAUAACUUUUUUGGUUUUAACACGAUGGCUAAAAAACCAUUGCAAAGAACAAGAGGAGUUAUUCGGUAAUACAAUAUGAAAUAUUCCGAUUUCAUUGAUGCUAAAUAUUUCUUGAGAAAUUAGCGCUUAAAAGGACCCUACUGUUCAAAGAAAAUCGCGUCUAGUAAAAAACUAUGCUGAUAUUUUUACUGAAUUUUGUGCUAUCGGUUUUUAUUGAUAUAAUAAAUAUGCCAGCGAGAUUUCAGAAAAAUCUUUGGAGCAGAAGUCUGUAACUAAAAGUCACUCAAAAUUCAGCUGUGAAAUUGUUUUGGAAUUUCAAACGUUAAUUACUAUCACGUAGAAGGAGCCACCAGUUCAAAUUUUUGGGACAAGUAAAUUCAAUGUUUGCUAAUUCAGAAAACAAAAACCAAUUGCCUAUUGUGCUAUUCUUUAAAUGGUACUUUUUAGUUUAAGAAGCAGUAUAAAUUGCUCCAAACCUUGUUCUGACGUCAAAUGCUUUGUUCCUCAACAUUUUUAAAGUAUCCCUUAGCAGUUUUGACUCAAACUCCAGCUACAUACAUUUUGAUGUAUCGCAAUGCAUCCUCGAUGGCUUUUCCUGCUGUACAUUGCUUCCAAUUCAUGAAAAAGACAUCUGAUGUUUGUUCUCUGAUGUCUAAUGUCAGACGUCUCAUAUGAGACGUCUGCUGUCAUAUAAUUUUUUUAUCAGACGUCUUAUUUUAUAUGUUAUGUUAUAUAACUGUUAUCAGACGUCUGAUGUCUAACAUUAGACGUCUGAUACCAGUUAUAUGACAGCACAUGUCUGGUGUCAAACUUCUGACAUCAGACAUCUGAUAACAGUUACAUGACAGCAGAUGUCUGAUGUCUGAUAUCAGACGUCUGCUGUCAUACAGUUGUUAUCAGACGUCUGAUGUCUAACAUCAGAUGUCUGAUAACAGUUAUAUGAUGUCAGACCCCUGAUAACAGUUAUAUGACAGCAGACGUCUGAUGUCAGAUGUCUGCUCUCAUAUAACUGUUAUCAGACGUCUGAUGUUAUAUGUUAUGUUAUAAAACUGUUAUCAGACGUCUUAUGUCUAAUAUCAGACGUCUGAUAACAGUUAUAUAAUGUCAGACGUCUAAAGUCAAACAUCUGAUAUGAGACGUCUGCUGUCACGUAAUUGUUUUUAGAUGUCUGAAGUCAUUUGUCUUUUAUUAGACGUCUGAUAUCAAACGCCUGAUAUCAGACAAAUAACAUCAGACGCCUGAUGACAGAUGUUUGACAUCAGACGUCUGCUGUCAUAUAACUGUUAUCAGACGUCUGAUGUCUGAUUUUAUAUAUUAUGUUAUAUAACUGUCAUCAGACAUCUGAUGCCUAAUAUCAGACGUCUGAUAACAGUUAUAUGAUGUCAGAUGUCUGAUAACAGUUAUAUGACAACAGACAUCUGAUGUCAGACGUUUGCUGUCUUAUAACAGCUGUUAUCAGACGUCUGAUGUUAUAUGUUAUGUUAUAACUGUUAUCAGAUGUCUGAUGUCUAAUAUCAGGCAUCUGAUAACAGUUAUAUCAUGUCAGACGUCUGAUAACAGUUAUAUGAAAGCAAAAGUCUGCUGUCAUAUAUUUGUUAUCACAAGUCUGAUGUCUGAUUUUAUGUUAUUUUAUAUAAUUGUCAUCAGACGUCUGAUGUCUAAUAUCAGAUGUCUGAUAACAGUUAUACAAUGUCAGACAUUUGAGAACAGUUAUAUAACAGCAGACAUCAGCUGUCAUAUAACUGUUACCAAACAUCUGAUGUUAUAGGUUAUGUUAUAUAACUGUUAUCAGACGUCUAAUGUCUAAUAUCAGACGUCUUAUAACAGUUAUAUGAUGUCAGACAUCUGAUAUGAGACGUCUGCUGUCAUUUAUCUCAUAUCAGACAUCUGAUGUCAGACAACUGAUAUGAAACCAGACAUCUGAUAACAGUUACAUGACAGCAGAUAUCUUAAGUCAGAUGUCUGAUAUCACACGUUUGCUGUCAUAUAACUGUUACCAGACGUCUGAUGUCUGAUUUUAUGUUAUGUUAUAUAACUGUUAUCAGACGUCUGAUGUCUAAUAUCAGACGCGUGAUAACAGUUAUAUGAUGUCAGACGUCUGAUAACAGUUAUAUGUCAGGAGACGUCUGAUAUCAGACAAAUAACAUGAGACGUCUGAUAACAGUUAUAUGACAGCACAAGUCUGAUGUCAAACGUCUGACAAGAGUUAUAUGACAGCACACGUCUGAUGUCAAACCUUCUGACAUCAGAUGUGUGAUGUCUGAUAUCAGAUGUCUGAUAUGACAUCAGACAUCUGAUAACAGUUACAUGACAGCAGACGUCUGAUAUCAGAUGUCUGCUGUCAUAUAACUGGUAUCAGACGUCUGCUGUCUGAUUUUCUAUGUUAUGUUAUAUAACUGUCAUCAGACGUCUGAUGUCUAAUAUCAGACGUCUGGUAACAGUUAUAUGACAGCAGAUGUCUGAUAACAGUUAUAUGACAGCAGACGUCUUAUAUGAAAUCAGACAUCUGAUAACAGUUACAUGACAGCAGAUGUCUUAUGUCAAAUGUCUGAUAUCACAUAGACUGCGAGCCAAGCUUAGACUUGACUGACUGAAGAGGGACUUCUCGCAGUCUAGAUAUCACACGUCUGCUGUCAUAUAACUGUUAUCACACAUCUGAUGUCUUAUUUUAUAUAUUAUGUUAUAUAACUGUUAUCAGACAUCUGAUGUCUAACAUUAAACGUCUGAUACCAGUUAUAUGAUGUCAGACGUCUGAUAACAGUUAUAUGUCAGCAGAUGUCUGAUAUCAGAUAAAUAACAUCAGACGUCUGAUAACAGUUAUAUGACAGCACACGUCUGAUGUCAGAUGUCUGCUGUCAUAUAACUGUUAUCAGACAUCUGAUGUUAGAUAUUAUCUUAUAUAACUGUUAUCAGACGUCUGAUGUCUAAUAUCUGAUGUCUGAUAACAGUUAUAUAAUGUGAGACGUCUAAAGUCAGACAUCUCAUAUCAGACGUCUGCCAUCAUAUAAUUGUUAUCAGACAUCUGAUGUCAUUUGUCUUUUAUCAGACGUCUGAUUUCGGACAAAUAACAUCAGACGUCUGAUGUCAGACGUUUGACAUCAGACAUCUGCUGUCUUAUUUUAUAUGUUAUGUUAUAUAACUGUCAUCAGACGUCUGAUGUCUGAUAUCAGACAUCUGAUAACAGUUAUAUGAUAGCAGACGUCUGCUGUCAUACAACUGUUAUCAGACGUCUGAUGUCAUAGGUCUGAUACCAGACGUCUGAUGUGUAAUGUCAGACGUCUGAUGUUUGUCGCCUGAUGUCAGACCUCUGACAUCAGACGUCUCAUGUCUGAUACCAGACGUCUGAUGUGUAAUGUCAGACAUCUUAUAUUUGUUGCCUGACAUCAGAGGUCUGAUGUCAUAUGUGUAAUAUCAAAUGUCUAAUGUCAUAUGUCUAAUACCAGACGUCUGAUGUGUAACCUCAGACGUCUGAUGUCAUAUGUCUGAUAUGAGACGUCUAAUGUCAUAUGUCUGAUACCAGACGUCUGAUGGGUAAUGUUAGACAUCUGAUGUUUGUUGCCUGAUGUCAGACGUCUGACAUCAGACAUCUCAUGUCAUAUGUCUGAUAUCAGACGUCUGAUUUGUAAUGUCAGGCAUCUGAUGUCAUAUGUCUAAUAUCAGACAUCUGAUGAUUAAUGUCAGACGUCUGAUGCUUGUUGCCUGAUGUCAGACGUCUGACAUCAGAUGUCUGAUGUCAUAUUUCUGACAUCAGACGUCUGAUGUCAUCUGUCUGAUAUGAGACGUCUUUUAACAGUUAUAUGAUGUCAGACGUCGAAAGUCAGACGUCUUAUGAGACGUCUGCUGUCAUAUAAUUUUUAUCAGUCGUAUGAUGUUAUUUGUCUUAUAUAAUAGACGUCUGAUAUGAAAUCAAACAUCUAAUAACAGUUACAUGACAGCAGACGUCUGAUGUCACAUGUCUUGUAUCAUGCAUCUGAUGUGUAAUGUCAGACGUCUGCUGUCAUAUGCCUGAUACCAGACGUCUGAUGUGUAAUGUCAGUCAUCUGAUGUUUGUUGCCUGAUGUCAGACGUCUAAUGUCAUAUAUCUGAUACCAGAUGUCUGAUGUGUAAUGUCAGACGUGUGAUGUUUGUUGUGUGAUGUCAGACGUCUAAUGUCAAAAUUAUGUCUGAUACCAGACAUCUGAUGUGUAAUGUCAGACAUCUGACAUCAGACGUCUGAUGUGUAAUGUCAGAAGUCUGAUGUUUUUUGCCCAAUGUCAGAGGUCUGAUGUUUGUUGAUUGAUGUCAGAUGUCUGAUGUCAUAUGUCUGAUAUCACAUGUCUGAUGUUUGAUGUCAUAUGUCUGAUAUCAGACGGCUGAUGUCUAAUGUCAGGCAUCUGAUCUUUCUGCCUGAUGUCAGAUGUCUGAUAUCAGAUGUCCGAUGUCAUAUGUCUGAUAUCAGACGUUUGAUGUCUGAUGCCACGUCUGAUGUCAGACGUUUGAUGUCUGAUGACAGACGUCUUAUGUCAUAUGUCUGAUGUCUAAUGUUUGUCUGAUGUCAUCAGAUGUCUGAUGAUAGACAUCUGAUGUCAUAUGUCUGAUAUCAGACAUCUGAUGGCAGACGUCUGAUACCAGAUGUACAAUGUCAGAUGACUAAUGUUGUUUUGAAGUCAGACGUCUGGUGUCAGAUAUCUGAUGUCAGACAUCGGAUGUCAUUUUUAUACAAGAGUUUUGAGCGGCGCAAAAAUUGAAAUUUCUAGAGUAGGGGAUUUUAUACCAACCCUUAGGGAUUUUUUCUAAUUUUGAUUAUAUCCUCUAUCAACCUUUUCUGCCACUCGCACUUCCGAGUUUCACUCCUAUAGGACUUGAAAAUGGAGGAAGGGUACUCUCUUAUAUAAACUAUAUAGGUAUGCCUGUUCCCACCUGUUUAGGACUUGAAUCUGGGAUGUCCGGUAUCCUAUAACCACUCAAUCAUGUUGAUCAAAUAUUGCAGCAUCAUCAUGGUUGAGGAUUACAGGGAGAGUGAGUCAGAAAGAAUUAGCAUCAUGGGAGCGACUUGGAGAGGGAAGGUUCUCAAGUGUUUACAAAGCAAAACUCAAAGGCAAUGAUGUAGCUGUCAAGGUUCUGAAAAAUCUCAAGGAAACCAAGCCACUGCUUACAGAGGGAAAUCUCCUAAGGUAUUUCUACUCAUGAUUCUCAGAAGUUACUCAAUUUCUCAGCUACAGAAGAUGGAAAAUAUUGUUUUGGUUUUGCGAUCAGGCAUUUGUGGAUUUUAUCACAUGGGGAAGAUUAAAUUAACCUGUUAUCAAGUAUUUCAGGGUAUUGAAAUUCUGUUAAUUAUUAAUAUUGUGGUAUCUGUAGUGCACUACUCUACAUAGAGCAGGCUAGAAGUGUUGGAAAAUACCAUAAUACUAACAGAAAAAGAUUAGAAAUACACCCUAAGUUGAAAGAUGUGUAGUUGUCAGCAUAGUGCUGAAAUUAUGAGUCAUUAAUUUUUCAUCUGAAAGUACCCCUGAACAUCAGCAUGAUAAUUAUGCAUUUUUUACAUAAUAAUUAUUGCCCCAGUUUAGUAUAAAGCUUCAUGUUUUCUAACUAAUUAACCUAAUUAGUAUUUUUCUUUGUAUUUCAACAGGGAUCUUCGUCAUGACAACAUUGUUGCUUUUAGAGGAAUGAAUAUUUUGGAAAGUGAUAUUGUAAAUGAGAAAUUUACUCUAAAAGCAGGCACUCCUUUCCUAGUAAUGGAAUACAUCCCUAAGAAUCUGUACAGAUUUGUGGAAGAUCACAAAACUCCUGAAUCUCAGGGACUUCCCAGAAGUCAGGUGUGGACUAUUGGCAGAGGAAUGGCUAAUGGUUUGAUGUACCUGCAUGGUUUGAAUCCACCCAUAAGCCACAGAGACUUGAAGCCUGAUAAUAUUCUGGUAAGUCUUUCUCUUUUUAAGACUUUGUUGUUAUUUCUCUUUUUGAGUAAAGACUGUGUGAUUUGUCCAUUAGAUCCACUGAAUUCUGAGAUUUUCUGUGGGUAUUUCUGAUUGCUAUUGAUGAGACAAUGCUCUUAGAGAUGAAAGUGGCAAACGCUUCCCGGGGGGCACUCCCCUAUAAAAGUGAUGGGAGCCCCCCUUCCCGGGGAACGCUUUACCAUUCUGAUCAAGUUUGACAAUGUAAGUUUUGCAAUGAUGGCAAAAGAAUGUGCCAAAAAGUGCGCACCACAUUUAUUAAGUACGGGGUAUCCAACAAUGAAUGAAUCCUUUUUUCAAAUUUUCUUGAAUGAAUGAAUGCCUCCAUGGUGUGAUUUGUGUAUGCUAGAGAAGGAAAUGAAUCCAGGGAUGUGGUAUAUUAUUUUUAUAAGCCAUGUGGUUAAAUGAGUUAUAAUUUGAGUUUUGUUCAUUUGAUUGCAUUAUUAGCUGGAUGUCAGGAGUUUGAGGGUUAAAUUGGCAGACUUUGGUUUGUCACGGACAGUAGAAAGAACUGGAAAUGAUCUUUUAUUCCAUGCACGCUGGACUGCUCCUGAGGUUUGGGAAGAUUACAGGUACUUUGGUGAAGAACCUAUCGAAGGUAAAGGUCCAUGAAAACACAGAUUGUCAAUGAACUUAUUUACAUUUCAUUAAAAUUAUAUAAAGGUGUUCCUGAAUUUUUUGGUUUUGUAGAAUUACUGAUGAUAUCAAAAACAGACCACAAUUUUUGGGCAACACUGUUUAUUGACUAGUAAAUCAGACUUGAGAUCAAUAAAUGAAACUACUGGGGGUGGAGUGGAUGGGAAAAUGUUGACAAGCUCCAAACUGGCUGAAAGGGCCUAAGUGAUCUGGAAGACGAUUUGCUGAGGUAGCUACUAUACGGACAGCUAAGGAGCGUGUUCUCAUUUGGUAAUUACCCUUCAUCACCUUGGGUGAUUUUGGUUCUCUGAAUUGUAAUAAUAGUGCACCAAUCACUACAACAAUCAGUCAAUAAAAAUAUUUCUAUUUAAAAUACUUUCAGCUGAGAAUGACUAUGUUGGAGUUGGAUUUAAUAUUUUAUUCUAAAUUACUACUUCACCUCCAGAAAAUGAGGCUCUUGAAUUUUUCCUGCGUGCUGACAUCUACUCUUAUGGACAAGUGGUAGCUUACACUUUAACAGGAAAGAUGCCAUGGCAUGGCCAGAACACCGUGAGUGUAGCAGGAAUUCAAAAUAAUAUGAUUCAGUCUCUUGAUCAGGUUGAGAUUCCUGAGGAACUGAGUGGAAAACUGAGGAGUGUUAUUCAUGACUGUCGCCUGGAAGACCCACAAGAACGUCCUACAGCUGAUAGAUUAGUUCAAGAUUACUUUGAAGGUAAGGCCAUCAUUUUAUUAAUUUUUAUUAUAUCUACCAAUGAAAUACCAGGUGAGCUUUCACGCGAAAACUUGAUAUCUUCACUGUGAAAAUAACAUAAAUAACAUAAAUAACAUGUUAACUUCACACGUUAAAAUAUCACUGUUGCUAUGGCUACAUAAUAAAUUGCGCUUUUCACACCAAAAAACUAUUAAAGUGAAAUGGUUUGGUAUUUCAUUGGUGUUUAUAUAAUAAACAGAACAUUACAUGGCCGCUUGGAGAUACGAAAUUUCUCUUCUCGUGUUGAAAAAAUAUUUCACUUAUUUGCUGCACUCACUCAUGAAAUAUUUUUCAACACUCAAAGAGAAAUUUCAUAUCUUUGCACGACGAUGUAAUAUCCUCAAUAUAUUUAACUGUGAUCCUUAAAAGUCGUUUUGCCAGCGUCCUGUUUGCUAAUAUCUUAAGUUGUUUUGCUAACGUGUUAAUUCAUUUUCCCAACUUUUAUCACCUGAUUAAUGGCUUAAACAAGAGGUAUACAAAUGUGUAUCGACUUUUUUUGUAAUGGCGGCAACAAUGAGGUAUAUACUCAGGGUUUUAAUUAAGAAUUCUAGUAAUAGUCAUAGGCUAUGGAUUUUUAGCUGGAGAUUUCUGUGUAGUCAAUGGAGAAUUCUCCGAUCUCUGAAGCCUAAUGAACACCCUAUACACUUGCAUAGCACUCUUUUGGUUUCAUAAGCCUAGAACACCAGUGAAAGGGUUGCUAGCAAAAUGACACGUAAGCCAAACAACCGGACACCACUUUUUUUCAUCAACCCAAUUGAUUGAAAAAGAACCUGAGAAAAGUCGGGCCUGUCCAGGAUCCUUGCCAUGACCAAGCAAAGCAUUUUUACGGCGUUGCUAAAACGAGGGUGAGGGUGAGGGUAAGGGUGUGUUUAAGGGUAAGGGUGAGGGUUUGUUUAAGGAGAGGGUGAAAGCGUAUGGAAACAUAACUGUAGCGGUGAUCAUGCAGCUAUCAUUCAUCCGUUACUCUUGCUGGUUUUGAUGUGAAGUAGAUGAAAUAAUUCAUUUUUGAACCGCGGUUGUAGAUGAGAGUGAAGAAUGAUCAUCGCAGUAAAUUUUCCAGUUUAAGCAAUUGGAAAGAAGAAGCCUAGAAAAAAAAUCAGGGCUUCAACGGGAUUCGAACCCGUGGCCUCCGCGUUACCGGUGCGUUGCUCUACCAACUGAGCAAUGAAGCCACACAUAAAUUGACCUCGCUCCCAAUGUGUGGCUUCAUAGCUCAGUUGGUAGAGCAAUGCACCGGUAACGCGGAGGUCACGGGUUCGAAUCCUGUUGAAGCCCUGAUUUUUUUCAGGCUUCUUCUUUCCAAUUGCUUAAAUUGGAAAAUUUACUGCGAUGAUCAUUCUUCACUCUCAUCUUACUGGUUUUGUUAAGCACAAAGAAGAAAUUUUCUCACAGAAAUUGCGUUCUUUUGCGGACAAACGCUGUAGAAAAAAAAUCUGUCCAAGAGUCGAGGACGCGGAAAUCAAUGACUGCAAAUUUUUCUACUUAUCUCCCUCCCCUGGUCUGACCUCAGAGUUCUCAUAUUUCUCUACUCAUGGAAACCAAUUAGAGAGUAAACCUAUCGUAUGGUAAUCACGUGAAAUUUUGUGUCGACGUGAAUUUACUUCCAGCAUUUGCCCUCUUUGGCUGGUCUAAUUUCAAGGUUUGGCUAGCGUUCGCGUUUUUCUGUUGCAGUUAAGUAUUUCCAACAACGUGACCACAAAUUAGUUUUUUGCCCUUGAAAGGCUUGAAGAAAGGCAUGGAUCAAUAGUCUUCGAUCGUUCUCUGUACACUAAGGGACUGUUUAUAUGGGGAUGUGGGACCCUGGGUUGGCGAGGUGAUCCGCCAAAGGGUUAAAAAGCAAACCACCAGACCUUUUCAUUCAAUCUCAGAACGUCCACAGUCCCUCAUUCUGAGUUGAUAGUUCUUGUGUGGUCGCUUUUCUCCUUCUUGAAUACCAAGUAUUAUACUAAACCAAACCUACAUUAGUUUAACUGAUGUACUAACUUGUUUAUUAACGUUGAUAUUGUUCGCAAUAUCAAUUCAUACCCCAAAGAUAUCCCGACAAUCUUUCAGAUAUGUUGCAUUUGGAGACGAGCAAAAUGUACAUCUAACACUUUCCCUUAAAAAAGGCAAAUGUAUGGUCUUCAAACCGUGCCAAGUCCAAGAUGUAUGAAUUGUAAAAUUCAAAGAAAUGUUGGUAAUCAACAUCAUGAUUGUUUGAGUAAAGGAGACAAACUUUUUUUGGAGUAAUUUUGGAUGAAAAUUGUGGAAUUCCCACAACUCAGACUUCUCGCAAUUGAAAUUUUGCCAUUCGAUUAGUUAUAGUUUCCUUGUUUUUUCUUAUAAUAGCAAUCCCUCACCCUUACCCUUAGUCUCACCCUUACCCUCACCCCCACUCUCACCCUUGGUGUUACCUUUACCCUCGUUUUAGCAACGCCGGCAUUUUUAACCCAGAGAUAGAGCAGCUGAUCAGGUUGUAUUGUGUGUUGGUUAUAAAUUCCCUGGAAAAAUUGUGAACUUUCAAGAUUAAUUUUUUUUUCAGGAUCUCUUUCAGCUUCUUAGGUUCAACAUUAAUAGUGAGAAUCACAUCUACAGUCAUCUGUUUAAUACCCUAUUCAAAUUAUGUGAUUUACUUAAUUUACUACCAUAUUUAGCAUCAUUUUGAUUAAUUGUUAAAAUAAUCUAGUGUUUCAUUACACCCAUAAAAUGUCAUUUUAUGUUUGUCGUAGAUGAAAUGAAUCCUUAUCAAGCUGAAGCUAAAAGUGCUGAAUUCUUCUCAUGUGGCUUCCUUCAGCACACUUCUAUUUUUGUUGCAGAGAGCUUGGUUGAUGAGGUAAAGAUUGGGCUUAAUUCUGAGGCACAGUCAAGUGACACAAAUUCUCCUACCAAACUUAUCCUGCAUUACGUAACAGGGCUACCCCCUGGGUAAAAGGGUCAUUUAUUAAAGUGAAGGUACCCAAAUACUGAAAUAGCGGUUUAUAAAUGAAUGGUCACGCCCAAGGAUUUUGUCUAGUGACUCAAAAAGUUAGAACCACUUUUUACCACAUCAAAAAGAGCACUAAAAAAGUGCUGCUUUCCUUGUUAUGGUCACACUUUAGGAUUUCUUUGACAGUCUUAAAAGAACCACCCUGUGCAGCAUAAACAAUACGACAGGAAAUUGCUGCUCAGUAGCUUUCAUUUGGAUGGUCACACUUAAGGAUUUUAUCCACAAACUGAAAAGGUACAAGUACCUUAAUACAUGACUCAAUAAUUGACCCAGGAAGUGGAAUGGUAACUGUAUCAAUUUAAUUAAUUUGUUGCAAUUUUGCCCUGAGUCUAGUUUGCUUCUUUUCAAUCAAUUAGUCCAGUGAAGGAUUCUUCAAGACUGGAGUGCGUCCCCGGGGAUUUCCUGCUCAGUGUCUCUUGUGCAAAGUGGAAGUGGGAAAUGAAGAAUAUAACGACGUUCCCAAAGAAUGGACAUACGAGCAAAAAUACCGGAAGUAUUAUGUUGAAUUUAGAGAGGUAUAGAAUUUAUACAGACGCUACAUACCAGGUCAGCCUAUGUGGCUGUAGCAUGUAUCUUAGACGUUUUAACGGGAUGUGGGAAAGGAACAAACUGGCACGAACGAGAAUGCAAGCGGCACGCGAGGAAAAGGUUCUCCUACUUUCUCCCUCGUGUGCGUCCGAUUUUUCCUUCCCCUCUCUCAAACCCCCGUGGAACAGGGAUGUGAGCAGUGCGCUCGAGAAAGCCACCCUGUCCACAAGGUUUUUCACAAAAAAGCCUUUUCUAAGGGAAAAGCCUUGGUAGCCUGCGUAACAGGCGCUUAGAGGUAAUGGGCGUAAGAAAGACUCGGGGCGCGCGAGGAAGACACAUUUGGGGGAAAUUGAAGACAGAUCUGCAGUAAGGUAAGAAAACAAAACUCUGUCCGAAGCUUUCCCAGCCACAGCAGAAUAGCGACACCUUAAUUUCCAAAUAGAGUUGUUCUUUUAAAUGUAUCUGGUUCGUUGAAAAUUUUUCACUUUCGGCUCGAAAGUGGGGAAAGGGGCUUAAGUCUAAAAUUGAAGGUAAAUUUGAAGAUUAUCUCCUCCACAAAAGCGAAAAACUAGUAAUAAGUUUUAUUUUUUAAGCCGUUUUCUAAUGACCAGUUGUUGUUUUUUUUCAGUCUUUAAACAGUUUUCUGCCUUCCAAAUUAAAUUCAAUAGUCUGCUCGCAGGCUCUUUCAAUCACACACCUCCUAAAGCUAAGACAGCUUGCCUGCAAGGUGAAACUAGAAUAAACCAUUGAGAUCGACUAUGGCAUCCUCGGAGACCCAGGGGCGGUUAGUCGGGUCGAUAAAAUGUUUGUGGUGAAAGUUUACUGUAAGAUCGAUCUUACAGUAAGCUUUCACCAUGAACAUUUUAUCGACCCGACUAACCGCCCCUGGGUCUCCGAGGAUGAGACUAUGGCAUCGUAAGGCCAUUGACUCUUUUUUUUUUCGGCAUGUCUAGAAGGCCAUCGAUAAGACGAUAGGGCACCUUUACUCCAUUGCGCUUAAAUCUUUGAUCACUUCCCGAGAGGAAGAGCAGGAGCAACAGGAAAUCCAGCUUUCAUUUGGCCAGACAACAUACUGUCAUCACAGGGCCGUAAGAGAGAUCUGGAGGAAACUUGAGGAGUCUAAAAAGAGAGAGCUUGUCGUGUGUAAGAAUACAGUACAUCCUGUUUUCAGCACCUCAUUUGGGCUCCAUGUGGCAGUGCUUACGGCGGACAAUCCGCAGAAAUUUAUAUUUACAAGAAGAUCUAAUCAAGGUAAGUUAUUUUAGGGGACAGACUUGUGGUUUAACAUGGCACGAGACAUUCUCUCUAAUUUUUGGUGCUCAACAUUAUGUCCUCACUUACCUGAAACUGUUUUGCGCUGUCCCCAGGGCCCUUUUCUAUUCACAGGGAUUUGUAGGGAAAACCACCCUUGGAACUAGGUCGAAAUUUAAAGGUAGGCAUUCGACAAAGGUUACCGGUCAUUUCGCCCCGGUUAAUUAUUCCUCGUUCUAUAAGCCAGAAAGCAAAACAAGCACGUCUUAAAUAUAAUAUUCCUCGUUCUAGAAAAGGGGACUAUUUCAUUUUGAAGCACGAUGAAUGACUCGAAAAUAGGGGGCUAAGUGACCGGUUACCGGCAAAAUGACCGGUUUAAUACCUCGACCAAUACCUUAUUUCUGUUGCGAACGCUUUCGAGUUUGUCACCAUAUCCAUAGUAACUGCUGACCAGUUACAAUACGUGCUGACAAUAAAAUGAACCAAUCAGAUCUCAGAUCAAUCAGGUGUACCUGGUUCCAAAAAGCGCGGGAAAAAGCAUGGGAGCAAGUCACGAGGCUUUGGGGGCAAGAAUUUCAGCCAAUCAAAACGCGUAGCAAUUCAAGGUAAAGGCAUUGACAUCAGCAAUGACUUAGCAAUAACUUAAGUAGUGUGUUUGAAACUAGCAAUACACUAAGAGAGGUAGAUCAAAGAUAGUUUGACAGUUGUAAUAGUCUUAAUUUUUUUUAAAUUGUCCUCCAGAUAGUAGUGUUUUUAUUUCUUGCGGCAACGACUACCAUAAUCUAUUUCCAGUAAAGCGAACAAAUUCUCCAAAUCUUGGAGAUCUUGGGAAGAGUAAGACGUAUUCAGUUUUUGCUUUUUCCUUAAUUGCUUGACAUGGUUUCCCCGGCAUUUGGUUUUAGAGGGAAUGCCAAGUCCCGGCAAAUUCACUUGUGGAGCCGUGGAAAGCGCUUCAGUAAAGGACUAUGUUCACAAAGAUGGCCAAGCGUACGUGGACCUGAUCAAGACAGCUGCGAGAGGACUGAAGGAAGAACUUCGUGUCGAACUGAAAGGAAGCGAUAUCGAGGCUCUUUGCCUCACAACCGUAUACCUCAAAUUUGACACGCACGAGUGGGGUUGUUGUGGCUACGUCGACCUGUCGGAUCCCCGAGUCUCGCCCGAAUGCCGACUGACAUAUGAGCAGAUAGAGUCUAGGUUCACCUCAGGCCCAAAGGACAAGUUCAAGCAUGCAAAUCUGGUUGCUUUGGACUUUGAACUAUCGGAGAUGGUCGAGUUCGUACGGGACAAUUACGAAGAUUUUGCCAGCUCUGCUAAGCUGGUGGUAGUGAAAGUUUUGCAAUCGUUUUUUGGAGUUGCUGCUGUGGAGAGAGCCUUUUGUGUUUACAUGGAAGAUCGAGAGAGCGUUUCCCAAAAUGCUAAUUCGCAAAUUUAA
Messenger RNA from Porites evermanni, 16666 nucleotides. NCBI's taxonomy places the organism in Eukaryota, Metazoa, Cnidaria, Anthozoa, Scleractinia, Poritidae. The record is from the annotation of a GenBank genome assembly.